GGUUAGAAAAUAGACACCGAAAAUGUCUGAAGUGAUAGAAAUGAUAUUGAUUCUGAUAAUUGUCACGCUGUGUUUCCUGAUGAUACCGUUUAACCUUCAGCCGAACGCAGUUAUCGAAGCACGUAAAAAGUUUGAUUUGUUUAUACGGCUGUACGACAAACCUUAUCGAUACAACGUGCGCGAAUACGAGCAUCGGUUCCAAAUUUUCCGCGCAUCGUUGAAUAAGAUCGCAUCGCUGAAUCUUCGACGUGUAGAGAAUGAUACUGCUAUCUAUGGUAUUACACAAUAUGCAGAUCUGACGGAUCAGGAAUUUUUGUUCAUGAAUCUGGCAGAUUUGAAACACGGCCUGAUUCCGGGAAUAACAAUAAAAGAGGGUGUGAAUCCAAUGGACAAGUUUAUUAUAGAUUCAAAGAGUGCCGAAAUGAAAGAUAAUAUUAUCUUCUCUAGAGCCAAACGAUCACUUAAAAUACCGAACUAUCUCCCUAAGGUUGUAGAUUGGCGAUUGAAGAACGUCAUUCCAUCGUUGAAGUCGCAAGGAAAUUGUGGCGCUUGUUGGGCUAUCAGCGUGGUAGACACCAUUGCGUCGCUAUCGGCCAUAAAGAAAGGAUCGAAAAAUGUCACUGAGUUGUGUACCGAACAAAUAGUGGACUGUGCCGAAAAUGGAAAUUAUGGCUGUGAUGGCGGUGAUACUUGUCGCCUGCUGGAGUGGCUACAAAACGAACAGAUCAGGCUAAACACGUUGCAGGACUGUGAAUCUAGACAUUUGUCGAAUGGAAUUAAAGAUAGAUGCAAGUUUCCCGAAGCGAACAAAGGGGAUUUCAUGACGGUGGAUCGGUAUUCCUGUGUAAACUUGGUCAACCGUGAGCACCUGAUGCUACGGUAUAUAGCCACCCAUGGUCCGAUUGUGGCAGCCGUCAAUGCCCUGUCCUGGCAGUACUAUCUUGGCGGCGUGGUGCAGUACCACUGCGAUGGUGAUUACGAGGACCUCAACCAUGCCGUCGAAAUUGUUGGAUACAAUUUGGAAGGAAGCAUACCGUACUACUGGGUGAAGAAUUCGUGGGGACCGAACUUCGGUGACCAUGGGUACAUCAAGAUCGAAGUCGGCAAGAACCUGUGCGGUAUUGCGAAUCGGGUUUCUUUCAUUGAGUUGGCAUAAAAAUGAAUAAACGAACAAACCGAAGUCGAAAUUGCUUAAUUAUUGUGUCGCUGCUUUUUAUUUAGAAUUUUACAGUUUCCUCUGUUGUUAUGGUUGUAUAAUAUUUUCCCAAA
Molecule: messenger RNA, 1269 nt
Organism: Sabethes cyaneus
Lineage: Eukaryota; Metazoa; Arthropoda; Insecta; Diptera; Culicidae
Product: cathepsin O-like
Exons: 3
Coding region: 23-1156 (377 amino acids)
Cellular component (GO): lysosome
Molecular function (GO): cysteine-type endopeptidase activity
Source: RefSeq, a predicted model, not a curated record